Molecule: messenger RNA, 1969 nt
Organism: Drosophila elegans
Lineage: Eukaryota; Metazoa; Arthropoda; Insecta; Diptera; Drosophilidae
Gene: RhoGAP5A
Product: N-chimaerin
Exons: 5
Coding region: 142-1602 (486 amino acids)
Biological process (GO): signal transduction; regulation of small GTPase mediated signal transduction; regulation of GTPase activity
Molecular function (GO): GTPase activator activity
Source: RefSeq, a predicted model, not a curated record
UUUGGCUAGUGUGGCAAGCCUGGUCGCCAAAACAAAAGCGAUAAUGAAAUUGAAAUUAGAUUAAAUUAGCCGCAUUCCGUGACACUAACUGCCCGUUUAUUGAGUGACUUGUGACUCGUUGACCUGCCAAACCGGAGGAGGAUGCCCCGGAACACGGAGGCGGGCGUGGGAAUAGGCGGUGCCCCGGAGCCCAGCUCUCCGGUUCAGAAGGUUUGGAAGCCGGAAUUGUACAGGCUCCAGUUGGAGGCACCUGCUCCGUGUCCCCUGCGCUGUCAACGUACCCUGCCCCUGCCGCCGGCAAAAAGUACGGCGGAGGCCGUGGAGGCCAACAAUCUGGCAGGAAGGCUAUACGGCUCCGAAUAUCAUGGCUUGAUGGGACACCUGGAGGCGGAGCAGCUGCUAGCCAAUGCCCGCGACGGCAGUUACUUUGUGCGCCGCAGCCCCCAGUCCGAUGGCUACUACACCCUGAGCCUGCGGUUCAACAAGCGCCCCAAACACUACAAACUGCUGCACAAACCCGGCGUGGGCCACUACCUGCGCGGCCAGGACAAACGCUUCGACACGGUCCACGACAUGGUGGCCGAUGGAUUGAUCAACUUCCACAUGCAGCUCCACGCCAGCCCCAUUAUCCAGCAGAUCAACCAGCAGACCAGGAACUGCUACCAGCAGAGUCCCUACAUGACAUUGAACGGGCGGAAGCUGAGGGCUCUGUCCAACGAACUGGGCAAGGUGUCGGCCAGCAAGGAAUCUCCGCCAGCCGAGGAGCAGGAGAAGGAGCAGCAGAAGCAGGAGAAGGAGCCGCCACCACCUGCCGUGGAUCCCAUGCCGUUGGUGUACGAAAAACCGCAUCAAUUCAAGGUGCACACCUUCAAGGGGCUCAACUGGUGCGAGUUCUGCGCCAACUUCCUGUGGGGAUUCACCGCGCAGGGCGUCAAGUGCGAGGCCUGCGGCUUCGUGGCGCACAGCAAGUGCUCCGAACUGGUGCCGCCCAAGUGCGUGCCGGACUUGAAACGCAUACGCGGCGUGUUCGGCACGGAUCUGACCACCAUGGUGCAGCUGGAGCCGCACCACCAGAUACCCUUCGUGGUGCGGCGCUGCGUGGAGGAGGUGGAGGCCAGGGGCAUGCUGCAGGAGGGCAUCUACCGGGUGUCCGGGUUCGCGGACGAGAUCGAAGCACUCAAGUUGGCCCUGGAUCGGGAUGGCGAGCGAACGGACAUGUCGGAAACAGCCUACGGCAAUGUGAAUGUGAUUGCUGGCACUCUAAAGCUCUAUCUCCGCCUGCUACCCGUGCCGCUGAUCACGUUCCAGGCGUAUCCCAGCUUCAUGGCAGCAGGACGCACUGGCCAGCAGGCGGAGCAGCGGCAGCUCAUGGCCGAGGCAGUGCGUCGCCUGCCGCCCGCCCACCACAGCUGCCUGCAGUACAUGCUGGAGCACCUGAAGCGCGUGGCCUCCCAUUACGCCGUGAACAAGAUGAACGAGCAUAAUUUGGCCACGGUGUUUGCGCCCACGCUGAUUGCCACGCCCCAGCACAUGACGAACCUCACCGAGGAGAUCUUCAUGCUUUCCUCGCUCAUCACCCACUGCCAGAUGAUUUUCUCGUAACAUCCUGAACAUCCUGAACAGCCUUAAAGCCAAAACCUUAAGCACUUAUCCGAGGGGCACAGCCACACAGAUAGGCUCUCUCUUUCCAAACGGAUACAUCCUUAACUUUACACUUUGCCAAGCAUACAUCAUUACUCGUAACUCGAUAAUUCCACCAAAAAUGUAGCCUAAGAUCAAAUCUCUGCAUCGGUCAAUUCGACUCGAUGGUUUUAUAUUUCUUUUUAGCAGCCCAAAAACAUAAGGAAACACGCAAAAACAAAAAAAAAAAACACAUUGAAUGUUGUAAGAGUCGAACGUACGAAUUUAACAAUUUUUCUAAAUGCUUUUAGGCCAAGUAUUUUAUGUCACAAUAAAGAUAUUUAUUUUA